Molecule: messenger RNA, 2617 nt
Organism: Orbicella faveolata
Lineage: Eukaryota; Metazoa; Cnidaria; Anthozoa; Scleractinia; Merulinidae
Molecular function (GO): oxidoreductase activity
Source: RefSeq, a predicted model, not a curated record
CUAAACUGUUUUCUUUUGCCGAAAGUUCUGCUUAAAAAGUCGAAGAAAUGUGCCUAAAACAUCUUUCUAUCCUCAGUAUGAAAGGACACGAACCUGAUGGUUUGCAAAUAGAGGAAAAACUUCCCCAAUCGAAACGCCAUUUUUUCGCUUUGUGAAACGAGCUGCGCGGCGCAGUUUAAACCGGAUGUGACGUCACUUUUUGGUGGAUGAUCCAGAUACGCAAAUUUCAGGAGUCUUCUGCCCCGCCCCUGGUCAUCGGGCGAAACGACCUGAUACCGUAUGGAAUGCCAUCCCUAAGGCUUCAUCCUUGCUUGCAGCUGCUUAAAGAAGACUUAAUAAUGCCUCCAGGUCUCUCGACCAUAUCCAAUUUUUAAAAGAGGUACGUGUACUGAGGUUUGUUAGCGGUGGGAAUUGAGAGAAACGGUGGGAGAUUCAAGCACUAUCCAGGUCCAGUUUUUGGGAGACUGAGCUUCUGAAUUUUGGAUAGCACUCUCUUUGAGACCUUACUUUGGGCUGCGCAAGGAUAUAAUUCAUGCAGCAAAAUGCACAGAGCAAGUCUUCUUCAAAACUUAAAGAAGAUCCAAAGCUGUGGAUCUGGGUUGUCCUCCUCUUCGCAACACCAUGCUAAGUUCACAUGGCUACCAGCUGCCACGUCACAGUAUAACUUCUCCACACACACAGGAAGUAGUGACACUGAAACUACAACUUGGUCAAGUGCAUCCCACUUUAGCCGUCUGUCAACUCAAGAGCUGGUCCUUGGUUACAAGCCACCUAUUGCAGAGUGGCUAUUCCUACCUGGAUCAUCAUCUGGGGGAUUUCCUGAAUUUCUUCCUGGACCUAAAGAGGGCAGUUUAUUUCCUACAGCUCACAAGGUAAACAACCCAGAACAAUUUGACAUCAAAGCUUGGUCACAUGUAUGCCGGGAGCUGGUUGACACAGAACUUGCAUCGUAUGGUGCAAUACUUAUCAGGAAUCUACCACUCUUCAACAUGGAAGAUUUCAAAAGUUUUCUCUCCAACCUUGGCUACAGAUUUUUUGAACAUGGAGUGACUGGUUAUAGGACCCCACUGGGUGAUCAUGUUUACACAGCCUCUGAUGACCCCCCUGAGGUUACUAUGGAACCACACAAUGAGUGCUCAUACUCACCUUUCUUUCCCAAAAAGAUAAUAAUGUUCUGCCUAAAAGAACCAGACUCAUUCUGUGGUGGUGAAACUGUACUAUUAAAAAACCAAGAUCUCACCGCCAUCUUAGAUCCAGAGGUAAUUAGCAAGUUUGAAGAAAAGAAAGUUCGUUAUCAAGCUUUUCUGCCAAACAAAACCACAGAUGCUGGGCUACAGAAGAGCUGGCAAGACAGAUUUUGUUGGAAGAUGCUCAGGCAGUGGAAAAGAUUCUUGAAUCUAAUGGAUGGAGCUUUUCUUGGGACCAAAAUAAAAAUCUGAGAUUCUGGUACCUCCACUCACCUGUCAUCCCUCACCCAGUGACUGGAGAGAAGAUAUGGUUUAAUCAAAUAACAAGUUAUCAUGCAAGCUACUUCAGAGCUCUCCCUCUAUACAAGAAUGUCACUAUUGCAGAUGAUGAGUUCCCUUUUCAUUCCUACUAUGGUGAUGGAUCAGUGAUUGAGCCAGCAGUCAUUCAGCAUAUUCGUGCAGCUAUGUGGUCAUGUGCAAUGGGGUUUCGCUGGCAAACAUUUGACAUAGCUGUGUUGGAUAAUCAACAGGUUUUACAUGGAAGGAUGGGGUGGACUGGGGAGAGGAAACUAGUGACUUCACUGAUUGAUGAGUGAACUUAGCAGAAAGUUUAUUAGGAUGUUCAGCCUUACCACCCAUUACAGUAUUUUAGACUUCAUAAUUUUUAUAAGUGAGGCUUUUAUUAUCCACAGCAGAUUUUUAAAUUCACAUAUAGCUUUUUACCUUUUAAUGAUGAAAAUAGAGUCCCAUAAUAUCUAUUUGGGAUUAAAAAAACUUUCAUCUGUUCAAAAUAGCGGCUGUCCAAUAUAACUCAUUAUUUUACACAAUAAAUUAUAGACAUAUUGAACAAUUUGCAUUUGCAAUUUUGAAUAACAAUAAUUUCUCAAUAUUCGUAAUAGGAAUUGGAUCAAGUACAAUAACAUUAUUAUUAUUCUGCAUGCUUGUUUGAUUUUGUAAUUAGUCAUCUGAUUACUUCAUGAAUUCAGAGGUUCAAUUAAGCACUAAUUUAAUCAUAUCUGCACUGACAAAUUAUGGGUUAAAAAGUCAUGAAAUGUUUUCCAUAAGUUUUACAAACAGUAGGGAAACAUUAACAAGAAAGCCAUUUAAGCACAUGAUAUACUGACUUGCAAAUGGCAUUGCUGUCCAAUUGCAAGUAUCUGGUUACAAAAAGUUGUAUUCAGAUACCUGUAAUUGGACACCCAUGUGAUUGCAAGCCAAUCAAGUGACAAACAGGCACACACAGAACCAAUCACAAUCAAGAAUUAUUAUUAAUUCAAGCCUUUUUCAUUGCAUUUGCCAAGUUUAAGUUCAACAUUGCCACCUCUGUGAUGUUCAAUGAAAAUGUUACUGUCAUCACAUAGAUAUCACAAGCUUUGCUGUCAGUGAUUCUGUGAAUAAAAACAAAGUCUGUCUUUCCACAAGCAAAGGAA